This is a messenger RNA of Folsomia candida, 1608 nucleotides long. RefSeq lists its product as uncharacterized. Gene Ontology annotation, molecular function: DNA-binding transcription factor activity, RNA polymerase II-specific; RNA polymerase II cis-regulatory region sequence-specific DNA binding. The record is from RefSeq and is a predicted model, not a curated record. Gene Ontology annotation, biological process: regulation of DNA-templated transcription. The coding region runs from base 132 to 1559 and encodes 475 amino acids. Lineage: Eukaryota; Metazoa; Arthropoda; Collembola; Entomobryomorpha; Isotomidae. The transcript is spliced from 8 exons.
GCGCUAAACAGCAACAAACACUGACGUUUGGUGAAGUAGUAAAUACUAGUCACAUGGUGGAAAUAAAAUAAUAUUUAAUUUGUCGCAAAAAAUUCCUAGUCUGCGUUAUCGGUGCGGUGCUAGUUUUCACAAUGCUACGGCGGUUUCUUUUGCGGGAUGGUAAAAUGCAGGAAGAAUUAAUGGACGGGGGUGAAGGUAGGGAACAAGCCAAUAUACAAGUAGAGGCUAUUGUUCAAGUCAGAGAUUUGAGGGACAGACUGUAUAAAGAGGUGUGCUCGUAUAAAAGUUCCGUUAAACACAUUUCGAGAGACGAUUUAAGCGACCGUGAUUUCAUUUUCAAUCUGCAAGAAGGAGAUGAUGGCAAAUUGCGUGCUGUACAAAUCACGAAGGAAGAGGUCAUGGAAAUGUCUGCUAACACGGUUGAUUUACACGCGAUGACCGCUCUACUCUGGUGUGACCCACAUAGCAGGAUUCGAGAGAUAACGCUUGGUGUGUCGGUGUACAGUGAUCCUCUCGUUGCAGCAAAUAAUGCUAUACAAUAUGCGUACUCAGGAGCUUGUUCCAUUUUGGACAAAAUCGACCCAAGUUUCACAGCCGUUAAGACUGAUCAUGUGAUUUUUCCUAUCUUUGCUGUAAAUGUUAAAUCAGCCACUGGUCUCAAACAGUAUCGACGACAAAAGGAUGGGUCUCCUGGAUCAUUUCAAAGCAAAACGACAGUCGCAGUAUUUCAAACUAUUGCUGCACAACUUAAUCAGAUAAUCGAUAAGAAAUUGAAUGGGUUACUGACACGUGUUGGCAAGGAGAAAGAAGAAGAGUUAGUGGUGACGAUUGGUCACAAAAGUGGAUCAUCAAAGCCUCGACUCCGUCGGUAUAGGUGCAAAGUGAAUGGUUGUCCAUUUACUACCCCCUACUCAUCUAAUCUAAAAUUACAUGGUAACACUCAUACAAACGAGGUAUCGUUCAAGUGCCCAGGUUGUCCCGCACAAUUCACAGUCAAGUCAAAUAUGGUUAGACACCAACCUAUCUGCCCAGCAAAAACGGGGAAGGCAGUAGGGAAAGUGUCUUUUGGGUCAGUUAAAGGACGAAGGAACUCCUCUACCAAACCUAUGACGCUCCCAAAUACAUCUUCCUAUGUCAGCCUCCCUCCGAAACUGCCAUUUGCUAAUUUGACAAAUUCGUCUCUCAAACGGUCCAAAUUGCUGGAUGUCCAAGGAACCAUAAAAUUCCCCCCCAAAAAGCUAGCGUUAAUUCCAACUCCGAAUAUUGUAGAAAAACCCGCCACUACCACCAUCAUGACAUUACAGUCUGAGAAUGAAGAAUUGCGCCGAGAGAAACACGUCGCCACUACCACCAUCACGACAUUACAGUCAGAGAAAGAAAACUUGCGUCGAGAGAAUGAAGAAUUGUGCCGUGAGAAAGAAAACGCCACUACCACCAUCACAAAAUUACAGUCUGAGAAGGAAGACUUGAUCCGAGAGAAAGUGCAACUCAAAAGAGAUAAGGCUUUAGCGUUAAGAAAAGCAAAUAAUAGUACAAAUAAUGUUGAUUACAGACGGUAAAAUCACUAGGUGCAGAUUCCGUAAUAAAAGAAAAUACAAAAAGACCAUA